Messenger RNA from Aspergillus calidoustus, 2361 nucleotides. The record is from the annotation of a GenBank genome assembly. NCBI's taxonomy places the organism in Eukaryota, Fungi, Ascomycota, Eurotiomycetes, Eurotiales, Aspergillaceae.
AUGGACUCGCUGGAGUCCCCAGCAUCCAGGGAAGUUGUGCGGUACCAUAAUUCAUCUGAGCAAGAUGAACAACAAUCCGAACUAGGACGCCAAAUUUCAGUCAAGCGGUAUCGAGGAGCCGUCGAAAUCCAGCAGUUCACAGAGAAUGAGGGAGACGAAGACUUUUCUGACAUUCUGGGCGUUGACGGCGUCACGCUCAACAAGACUGAGAGCGAUGCUAGCUCAGAGAAGAGCACUUUGAUGCUGAAUUCGAAACUCUCGAGUAACUCUUGGCUCGGUGAUCAGGACGAUGAGGAUGAUCCGUUCGCACAGCUUGAGGAAGGGCUUGAUGAAACGGACCUCGAGGCCAACAUUGCACGUGAUAAACAUGCUAGGUUACGAAACCAGGUGGAAGGACUCGUCGGCUCCUUGAAGACGUCGCAAGAUGAAGAGGUGCUUGGAGAGAUAGCCGAACAGCUAUUAGCCGUAUUCUGCGAUUUUCCCGAAACCAAAAACAUCAUUAUCAGCGCUCAUGGUAUGCUGCCGAUCUUAGAGAUCCUUGAUUUGUGCCGUCGACGUGACAUUACUCUGUGCCUCUUGAAGAUCGUGAAUGCGAUCAUCUACGAUGACUACGAGCUGCAAGAAAAUCUCUGCUUUGUUGGAGGCAUUCCAAUCAUCAACGAGUUUGCUGCGAAGAAAUAUCCGCGGGAGAUCCGACUCGAAGCAGCUGCUUUUGUACAACAGAUGUAUCAGACCUCGACUCUCACCCUCCAAAUGUUCGUCAGUGCGGGUGGGUUGAACGUACUAGUUGAAUUUUUGGAGGAUGACUAUGAAGACGAGCGUGACCUUGUGCUGGUUGGAGUGAACGGUAUCUGGAGUGUUUUUGAGCUGCAGGGUUCAACACCAAAGAACGACUUUUGCAGGAUUUUGUCUCGCAGUUCUGUUUUAGACCCGUUGUCCCUGGUUCUGAGUCGAGUAUUGGACGAGGAAGGGGAAUUGGCCGAGAUUGUAGAAGGCCGUAUCGCAAAUAUCUUCUUCAUCUUCUCGCAGGCCGAGAAUCAUGUCAAGGAGAUGGUCGCUGAGCGCACCGUUCUUCAUAGGGUGUUGAAAGAGCUGAAGCGCAUGACGCCAGCCCAUCAGAUAACUAUGCUCAAAUUCAUUAAGAAUCUGUCCAUGCUAUCAACAACGCUCGAUUCCCUCCAGAACUCGAACGCGAUUGACGUGCUUACCGAUUUACUGCGGUCCACUAUCAAGCGCCCACAUUUCCGAGAGGUUUCUAACCAAAUCUUGAAUACCAUCUACAAUAUGUGCCGGCUCAAUAAGUCACGCCAGGAAGAUGCUGCGCUAAACGGCAUUGUCCCCUUGUUGCAGAAAAUUGUGAAAACCGAGCGACCGCUCAAAGAAUUCGCUUUGCCAAUUCUCUGUGAUAUGGCUCAUUCCGGCAAAGUUGGACGUCGGGAGUUGUGGCGCAACAAGGGUCUUGCCUUUUACAUUUCAUUGCUCUCUGAUCCGUACUGGCAGGUGACGGCCUUGGAUGCUAUUUUCAUCUGGCUUCAGGAAGAGACAGCCAAAGUAGAAGAGCAUUUGCUGGAAAACCGUUAUGACCAGCCAUCAUUUACGGACGCGAUCAUCAGAUGUUUGACGUUAUCAAAAGCAAACGCAUUUGAGAACCUGCUUGAGCCGCUUCAGAAGCUUCUGAGGCUUAGUCCUCCUAUCGCUUCAACCCUCGCGCGCCCUGACCUUUUCAGCAGGUUAGGUCAGAAGCUACAUCACAACAAGGCCGCGGUCCGCUUAAACCUUCUCCGCAUCAUAUCUAGCAUUUGCGACUCUCGCGAAGAACAAGGCGGACUUCUCACCGGCUACGGACUCUUAGAGGCGAUUCGGGAGCUAGAGCAUGAUCCCGCAGUCCUUGUUCGGGACAUGGCUGGAAAACUUAUCCAGUUCAACGAAAAAAGCGAGGCUUAUGGACUGGGUAAGCGCAAGCCCAAUGUACGACGCGGAAGCAUGUCCGCAUCAUCCCCGAGUCUUCUUGUCAACCAGUCCGCCCCUGCCACACCCCAGAUGAGCCGACAGAGCCAAUCGAAGGGGUAUUUCGAUGGUCGAGAAAGCCAACGGCACCCACGAACCGCUCUCAGCGGCUCUGCGCUCGCCCUCCGGCCUGGGAGCCGAGAAGGAGCAACCCCGGGCAUUACAGGUGGCGUCAACGGAAGCUCGGGUGCUUCUAGGAGUAGGAUAGCCCGCGGAGUUUCGAACAGAUUAUCCCACGUCGACUUACUAGCCGAGGACGAUGCUCGGCCUCCAAGCUCAGUAUCUCGCCGGCAGUCUAUACUCCCUCGGCGUCGGCGGUUGACACAGCAGCUGGAAGGGGAACGAGGACCCUAA